Messenger RNA from Aspergillus melleus, 1026 nucleotides. RefSeq names its product D-2-hydroxyacid dehydrogenase family protein. NCBI's taxonomy places the organism in Eukaryota, Fungi, Ascomycota, Eurotiomycetes, Eurotiales, Aspergillaceae. Bases 1 to 1026 code for a protein of 341 amino acids. The transcript has a single exon. Gene Ontology annotation, molecular function: NAD binding; oxidoreductase activity, acting on the CH-OH group of donors, NAD or NADP as acceptor. The record is from RefSeq and is a predicted model, not a curated record.
AUGAAGCUCGCAAUUCUCGACGACUACCAAUCCAUCUCCCCAGCGUAUUUCGACCCGCUGCGCCCGCGCCUAACCACCAUAUCCUACUACCCCGACACGCUGAACCCCCACGACCUCUCGCAGCAAGAAGCACUCAUCGCGCGCCUCGAACCAUACGACAUCAUCAUGACCAUGCGCGAACGCACCCCCUUCUCAUCAUCCACGCUCUCUCGCCUCCCGAACCUGAAGCUCCUCCUCACGACCGGAAGCCGCAAUCUAGCCCUCGACGUGACGUACGCCGCCUCACGAGGGAUCCCAGUCGCUGGGACUUCCGCACGCCCUGUCGGCGUACACUCGACGGUGCAACAUACCUGGGCUCUUAUCUUAGCGUUGGCGCGGGGUGUAGCGCGCGACGACGCGGCCAUUAAGCGUGGGGAGUGGCAGGGGUCGGAGCUGGGGAUUUCGCUGGCGGGUAAGACGCUGGGCGUGUUGGGGUUGGGGAAAUUAGGAACGGGGGUGGCGAGGAUUGCGGCGCAGGGGUUCGGAAUGAAGAUCAUUGCUUGGUCGACGAAUUUGACACAGGAGAAGGCAGAUGAGGUAGCUCGUGACGCGGGUCUGGAGGCCGGAAGCAUCAAGGUAUCUGCGACCAAGGCGGAAUUCUUCGCGACUGCCGACGUGGUUAGCUUGCAUAGCGUUUUGUCUGAACGGAGUCGGGGGAUUGUCGGAGCCGAGGAACUCAAGGGGAUGAAGAAGAGCGCGUUAUUGGUGAAUACGUCUCGGGGUCCGCUGAUUGAUCAGGAUGCGUUGUUGGAAACGCUGAAUCGGGGUGGGAUCUGGGGGGCGGCGCUGGAUGUGUUUGAGACGGAGCCGUUGCCGAAGGAUAGUCUUUGGAGGACAACGAGCUGGGGAGAGAAUGGUAGGAGUCAGGUACUUUUGACACCCCACACGGGAUACCUGGAUGAGCAGAUCAAUGGCUGGUACAAGGAAGCUGCGCAGAAUUUGGAGAAGUGGCUGGAUGGGAAGGAGCUGAGUGUGCGAUUGAAUUAG